AUGUCUUUCCUGUCUGCCACUCGCCCUCUGACUGGCCUCUUCUCCAAGUCCUUGCCGUUCGCCUCUGGCCCGCGCCGCCUGUACUCGACCCCUCGACCCCCCCAACAACGCCCCGAACAACACCCGUUCGCAGUCACGGUCGUCUUCUUCCUCGGCGGCCCAGGCAGUGGCAAGGGCACCCAGUCCGCCAACCUGGUCAAGGACUACGGCUUCGUCCACCUGUCCGCAGGCGACCUCCUGCGCGCCGAGCAAGUCCGCGAGGGCAGCGAUCACCGUCGCCCUGCUCUCCAACGCAAUGGCCGACUCGCUCGCUGCCGCGCCGCCCCCGCCGGCACUCAGGCGCGCUUCCUGAUCGACGGCUUCCCCCGCAAGCUCGACCAGGCCGUCUUCUUCGAGGCGACGGUGGCCCCCUCCGAGCUGGUCCUCUUCCUCGACUGUCCGGAGGAGGUGAUGGAGAAGAGACUCCUGAAGCGUGGCGAGACCAGUGGUCGCGACGACGACAAUGCGGAGUCGAUCCGCAAGCGUUUCCGUGUUUUCGUUGAGACGUCCAUGCCUGUCGUCGACGAUUAUGAGAAGAAGGGGAAGGUCGUUAAGGUUAAGGCUACCGGGUCUGUCGAGGAGGUUUAUAAUGAGGUUCGGGCUGGGAUUGAGUCUCGUGGUAUUAAGCAGCGCAGCUAA
Messenger RNA from Penicillium chermesinum, 678 nucleotides. RefSeq names its product uridylate kinase ura6 (gene ura6). The record is from RefSeq and is a predicted model, not a curated record. Gene Ontology annotation, molecular function: UMP kinase activity; ATP binding. Bases 1 to 678 code for a protein of 225 amino acids. Lineage: Eukaryota; Fungi; Ascomycota; Eurotiomycetes; Eurotiales; Aspergillaceae. Gene Ontology annotation, cellular component: nucleus; cytoplasm. The transcript is spliced from 3 exons. Gene Ontology annotation, biological process: UDP biosynthetic process; CDP biosynthetic process.